AUGGCGAACUCUGUACCUUCUGGACCUCUGCCCAUCACUUCUGUAAAUCACAUAUCUCUUGUCUGCAAAUCCCUUGAGGACUCCAUUAAUUUCUAUCAGAAUCUGCUAGGUUUUUCUCAGGUUAAGAGGCCCGGAGCUUUUGAUUUUAAUGGAGCCUGGCUGUUCAAUUAUGGAAUCGGCAUACACCUGAUUGAAUGCAAACACCCGGAGAGUUUGCCCAAGAAAUCAGAAAUCGAUCCAAGGGACAAUCAUUUAUCUUUUCAGACUGAGAGUAUGGCAGCAGUGGAGAAGAAACUAGAGGAUCUGAAGAUCAGGUAUGUGAAGAGUAGAGUAGAAGAAGGUGGGGUUUACAUGGACCAAAUAUUCAUGCAUGACCCAGAUGGAUUCAUGAUAGAGAUGUGCAAUUGUGAGAAUUUGUCCUCGGUACUUCUGCCUCUGUGA
This is a messenger RNA of Cryptomeria japonica (Japanese cedar), 441 nucleotides long. RefSeq names its product glyoxylase I 4-like. Lineage: Eukaryota; Viridiplantae; Streptophyta; Pinopsida; Cupressales; Cupressaceae. The coding region runs from base 1 to 441 and encodes 146 amino acids. The record is from RefSeq and is a predicted model, not a curated record. The transcript is spliced from 3 exons.